Messenger RNA from Momordica charantia (bitter melon), 1050 nucleotides. RefSeq names its product microtubule end binding protein EB1A (gene EB1A). Gene Ontology annotation, molecular function: microtubule binding. The record is from RefSeq and is a predicted model, not a curated record. Lineage: Eukaryota; Viridiplantae; Streptophyta; Magnoliopsida; Cucurbitales; Cucurbitaceae.
CCAAAUGGGUUUUAAAAAUUUGUUUUAAGCAUCGUUUCCCCCUUAAUAUACGGCCAUAAGCCGCCUCCUUAAUGCCGUCCUUGUUUUGUUUCCCUUCGUUUCGAGUUUAUUAUUGACAUAUUUUCUUCCCCAUUUUCACUCCUUCCUCUCUCUGUCUCCCACUUUCAAAUCUAUCUCUCCCCCUUCUUAUGAUUUGGGGUUUCUGGGUAUUGCUUGGGGACCAUGGCUUCCAAUAUUGGAAUGAUGGACAGCGCCUACUUUGUCGGUAGGAAUGAAAUUUUGACAUGGAUCAACAAUUGCCUGCAACUCAAUCUCUCGCGCAUUGAAGAGGCUGCAUCCGGGGCCGUGCAGUGUCAGAUGAUUGAUAUGACCUAUCCAGGAGCUGUCCCAAUGCAUAAGGUCAACUUCGAUGCAAAAACCGAAUAUGAUAUGAUCCAAAAUUACAAGGUUUUGCAGGAUGUAUUCAAUAAGUUGAAAAUUGAAAAGCACAUUGAAGUCAAUAGGCUUGUAAAAGGUAGACCUUUGGACAACUUGGAGUUCUUGCAAUGGCUGAAACGCUACUGUGAUUCAGUUAACGGUGGCAUAAUGAAUGAGAAUUACAACCCUGUGGAGCGACGAUGCAAGGGUGGAAAGGAGCGCUAUGUGAAGGGUUGUCAGAAGACUGCAAAAUCACUGCAAGCAUAUAAUAUGCAUAGCCCUGGCUCUGUUGACCCAGUAGAACCAAGACACAAGCCGGGAAAGAAUGGCGCAACGGGCGGGGGAAAUUCUUCCGGAGAAGUUCAAGCUCUAUCCAAGGAGAUUACCGAUCUGAAACUAUCCGUGGAUCUCUUGGAAAAGGAAAGAGACUUUUACUUUGCAAAGUUAAGGGACAUAGAAAUCUUCUGUCAGAUGCCUGAAUUAGAAGAUCUCCCGAUGGCAGCAGCAAUCAAGAUGAUAUUGUAUGCAGCAGACGCAAAGGAAUCAGCACUGGCCGAGGCUCAAGAGUACAUAUACCAGUCAAAGAAUGGGACUGAAGAAGUUGAAGAUGAAAAUGGGGAGUGAAUUUGAAGU